UUCUCAGUAGAUGGAAACCCGUGCGUUGCUUCUGGAGUCCUCAACCUCAUGAAUCCAAUAACUACGCCUGCUACCACCACUCCUUUCAGUGCUUCUGUCGCCGAGCCUCCACGGAAGCGGAAAGGAAGCGAUUCCGAUAACCAGGAUACAGUUGAAGUUGAUGGUGAUCCUCAGAAAAGGAGUGAAGAUGAAGAACAUGUUAAAAUAAAAGAUUUCAGAGAGGCUCACAGUCAAACAGAGAAACGAAGAAGAGACAAGAUGAAUAAUUUGAUAGAGGAGUUGUCUGCUAUGAUACCUCAGUGCAAUCCCAUGGCACGAAAGCUAGACAAGCUUACAGUGUUACGGAUGGCUGUGCAACACUUAAAAUCCUUAAAAGGUUCCACUAGCUCCUAUACAGAGGUCCGGUAUAAACCUUCAUUUUUAAAGGACGAUGAGCUCCGACAGUUAAUCCUUAGGGCUGCAGAUGGAUUCCUGUUUGUGGUUGGAUGCAACAGAGGAAAGAUUCUGUUUGUCUCAGAAUCAGUUUGCAAAAUACUUAACUAUGAUCAGGCCAGUUUAAUUGGACAAAGUUUGUUUGAUUACUUGCAUCCAAAAGAUGUUGCGAAAGUUAAGGAGCAGCUUUCUUCUUCUGAUCUCUCUCCUAGGGAGAAGCUCGUAGAUGGGAAAACUGGCUUGCAAGUACACACAGAUUUUCAAGCUGGACCAACUCGACUGAAUUCUGGUGCUCGGCGUUCCUUCUUCUGUCGGAUAAAAUGUAGUAGGACCACAGUCAAAGAAGAAAAGGAGUGCUUGCCCAACCCAAAGAAGAAAGAUCACAGAAAAUACUGUACCAUUCACUGUACUGGGUAUAUGAAGAAUUGGCCUCCUAAUGAGGUGGGAGUAGAAGAGGAGAAUGAUGUAGAAAAGGACAGUAGUAACUUUAACUGUCUGGUUGCAAUUGGGAGGUUACACCCUUAUAUUGUUCCACAAAAGAGUGGAGAGAUUAAAGUCAAAGCAACAGAAUUUGUUACACGGUUUGCCAUGGAUGGAAAAUUUGUUUAUGUAGAUCAGCGUGCAACAGCAAUUUUAGGGUAUCUGCCACAAGAGCUUCUAGGAACGUCUUGUUACGAGUACUGCCAUCAAGAUGAUCACAAUCAUCUAGCUGAAAAACAUAAAGAAGUGUUGCAGAAUAAAGAAAAAGUGUUUACAAAUUCCUACAAAUUUAGAGCAAAAGAUGGGACUUUCGUUACUUUAAAGAGUCAGUGGUUUAGCUUCAUGAAUCCAUGGACCAAAGAACUGGAGUACAUUGUAUCAAACAACACUGUGGUAUUAGGUCAUAACGAGUCAGCUGAAGAACAGGUCCCCCACGGUUCCCAGCCUGCAGAAGAUGCUGUAAAACAGUCUUUAGUAAAUGUACCUGGAAUGUCCUCUGGAACAGUUCUUGGUGCUGGAAGUAUAGGAACCGAAAUUGCAAAUGAAAUAUUAGAAUUGCAAAGGUUGCAUUCUUCACCGUCUGGGGAGCUAAGUCCGUCACAUCUCUUGAGAAAGUCACCUUCUCCAGCUUUAACUGUAAACUGCAGCCAUGUGCCAAAUAAAGAGUUGAUUCAGUUAUGUCCUUCGGAAACAGAAGUUCUAGAGACUUCAGAACAAAACCAGGGUGCUAUUCCAUUUCCCAACAACGAGCCUCUCCUCAGUAAGAUUUCUCUCUUGGGGAUAUUUUGGGGGUUGCAGGGAAAGAUAUUUGUGACAAACGGCAUCAUUUCUGAGCGCACCACGUGGCAACCGUGUGCACGUUGUGAAGAG
Messenger RNA from Eurypyga helias (sunbittern), 1782 nucleotides. RefSeq names its product aryl hydrocarbon receptor nuclear translocator-like 2 (gene BMAL2). The transcript is spliced from 15 exons. Gene Ontology annotation, molecular function: protein dimerization activity; RNA polymerase II cis-regulatory region sequence-specific DNA binding; DNA-binding transcription factor activity, RNA polymerase II-specific. Gene Ontology annotation, cellular component: nucleus; transcription regulator complex; aryl hydrocarbon receptor complex. The annotation marks the transcript as partial. Gene Ontology annotation, biological process: regulation of transcription by RNA polymerase II. The record is from RefSeq and is a predicted model, not a curated record. Lineage: Eukaryota; Metazoa; Chordata; Aves; Eurypygiformes; Eurypygidae.